AUGUGGCUGAGACUCUUCUUCACCUUCGCGUUCAGCUUCUCCAGCUGCCGAGCAGCAACAGUUCCUGACAGCUGUCUGUCGAAACCCUGUCUGAACGGCGGCAGCUGCUCCACUCAGGGUUCGUCCUACACCUGCGACUGCCUGCCACAGUUCAGCGGCCUCAACUGUGAGCUCGAGUACACGGCCGUCCCCAACACUUGCCUGCUGGAGAACGGAGGCUGCGACCAUUUCUGUGAUGAAGACGAGGAAGUACGAGGACUAAACUGCUCAUGUGCAGAUGGUGACGCCCUGGACGUUGAUGGGCUGAGCUGCGAGGCAAAAGCUCGUUUGACCUCCAACGGUUGUCGCUCCCGAAACGGAGGAUGUGAGCAUUUCUGCAGGGAGCUUCCUGAUCGUUCUCAUGUGUGUUUCUGCGCUCCAGGAUAUAGUCUGGACCGGGACAACAGCACCUGCCUGCCUGAAGAUCAUGUGGUAUGUGGAAGACCUCUGAUGCACUUUGCCCCAAGGGUUGUUAAUGGACAUAUCUGCCCCAAAGGACACUGUCCAUGGCAGGCUCUGCUGACUGAAGAUCAUAGUUUUUCCUGCGGAGCGAUCGUCCUGUCAGAUCAGUGGAUUUUGACUGCGGCUCAAUGCGUUGGGAAAAAUCCCAACAGCACCUUCCACGUCACUGUGGGUGAACAUGACCGUCACAUGGAUGAGAGGACUGAGCAGAAGCGGCGGGUGGUCAAAGUGAUGAUCCACCCUGGCUACAACAAGUCCAACUCUGACAAUGACCUGGCCAUGCUGAAGCUCCACCGCCCCAUCAAACUGGGACUCUACGUGGUUCCCAUUUGCCUUCCCGCACACAACAGCACCUUCAGCCGAACGCUGGCGACCAUCCGACACUCCACCGUGUCCGGCUGGGGCCGCCUGUCGCAAUUCGGUCCCCCAGCAAGGUUUCUCCAACGGCUGGUUCUGCCAAGGGUCCCUCUGCAGGAGUGCCGCCUCCACACCAAGCUCAACAUCACCAGGAACAUGCUCUGUGCCGGGCUGAAGACCGGAGGCCAGGACGCCUGCAAAGGUGACAGCGGCGGCCCUCUGGUGACACGCUACAAGAAAACCUGGUUCCUGACGGGUGUGGUGAGCUGGGGGAAAGGGUGCGCCAAUGAAAACAUGUACGGCGUCUACACCAAAGUCAGCAACUUCCUGGACUGGAUCGAGGAUAUCAUGGCCACUGUCUGA
Chelmon rostratus (copperband butterflyfish) is the source of this 1221-nucleotide messenger RNA. RefSeq names its product coagulation factor IX-like. Lineage: Eukaryota; Metazoa; Chordata; Actinopteri; Chaetodontiformes; Chaetodontidae. Gene Ontology annotation, molecular function: serine-type endopeptidase activity; calcium ion binding. The record is from RefSeq and is a predicted model, not a curated record. The coding region runs from base 1 to 1221 and encodes 406 amino acids. Gene Ontology annotation, biological process: blood coagulation; proteolysis. The transcript is spliced from 7 exons.